Messenger RNA from Xiphophorus hellerii (green swordtail), 10359 nucleotides. It is a transcript of the gene piezo2b, whose product is annotated as piezo-type mechanosensitive ion channel component 2b. Gene Ontology annotation, molecular function: mechanosensitive monoatomic ion channel activity. The record is from RefSeq and is a predicted model, not a curated record. The transcript has 53 exons. Gene Ontology annotation, cellular component: membrane. The coding region runs from base 563 to 9394 and encodes 2943 amino acids. NCBI's taxonomy places the organism in Eukaryota, Metazoa, Chordata, Actinopteri, Cyprinodontiformes, Poeciliidae.
CAGAGUCAACAGCAGAAGUCAGAAAGUCAAAUUCGUAUAAGUGAGGAGGGGGGGAGGACUCCAGACACAAACGUGGACUUACCCGCUGUCUCUGCGUCUCAUCCCAGCCAUCCAGAACCGGGGAGUGAAAACAACGCUGGUUAGUAGUUUCUGCGGGGUCUAGCUGAAGUUUUUUUUUGCGGUUCUAAAGGAGGUUAAUUGGACUUGCGGACUUGUUGGCUCCUCUCUCCGGUUGUUUGGCGCGCCGUUGCAGCGCAGCUCGUCUGCGCACCUGAAUCCGCCACCAUGACCUCAGCGCAUCUCCGCUUCUGAAAAACUACCAUGCUGGCCUCGGUAAGGGGCGACACCCCCUGCUGUGGCGACCCACGGUGAGUGCGCUCGUUCCCCGCCUGUGGAAUGGCCGGAGUCCAGGUGUCUGCAGCAGCGGAGAGCCGAUGUGGCCGCCCGCAGGAGCCAGCCGGGAUCUGAGAGAGCGCACCAGACUGGGAUGCGAGAAGAGAGAGCCUGAGCACAGAGGGACGAACUCCGGCUUGUUUUACCUGGACCUGGGCCGCCCGGAGCCAUGGCCUCUCAGAUGGUGUGCGGACUGAUCUUUAGGCUGCUGCUGCCCAUUUGUCUCGCAGCCGCUUGCCUCUUCAGGUACAAUGUCCUGUCCCUCGUCUACCUCAUCUAUCUCCUGCUUCUUCCCCUCUUCCCAGAGCCGACAAGCACAACAAUGCAAGGCCACACAGGGCGUCUGCUGCAGUGCCUCUGCUUCACCAGUAUGUCCUUCCUGCUGCUGCACAUCAUCUAUCAGAUUACCGUCAACAGCCUCCUGGCCGGGAACUCCAUCUCCUCCAACUUCAGCUGUUCGUCAUGGGAGAGCUCCAUACGACAGAUUGGUUUCGAGAGUGUUAUUGGCGCAGACGCGGGAAACGGUAUCCGAGUGUUCAUCCCCGACAUCGGCAUGUUCCUGGUCGGACUCGCCAUCUGGCUGCUGUGUCGCACUCUGGUCCAGAAAAGGCCGCCUGAGGAAAUGGGCCAGUACAACGAAGACUUCGACGCAGAGGAACAACAGGACGAGGAGAAACCGAGCCUGGAUGACGACGACGACGUCCUGCUGGAGGAUGACCUGGAGACCGGGUACGAGGCCGAGGAGGACGAGGAGAACGAGGAGCUCUACGACGAAGAUGAGGACGAUGAAGAGGAGGAGGAGGAAGAGGAAGCCAAAGAGAGCACUAAGAUGAAGAUCCUGAGGAUGGUGGCGGAGGUUGCUUCCAAAGUGAAGGAGAUCAUCGGGAACCUGAUCACCACAGCAGGGAAAGUGGUGGUCACCAUCCUGCUGGGCAUGACAGGGAUCAUGCUGCCUUCGCUGACAUCUUUUGUUUACUUCUCCAUUUUCCUGUUCCUGUGCACCUGGUGGUCUCUCUGCCGGACCUUCAACACCCUCAUAUUCAGCUGCAUGUGCGUCCUGAUGGCCAUCUUCAGCGCCGGACACCUCUUGGUGCUCUACCUUUACCAGUUCCAGUUUUUCCAGGAGUCCAUCUUCCCACAAGACAACUACAUCAGAGUCUUUGGCAUCUCCCCCAUCGUCCAGACCAACUGCUCCUACACCUGGAAGCUGAUUGUUCACCCGGACCGUAAGUGGUACCACUUCGUCAAUCCCAUCAUGCUGCUGGUCCUCUAUUACACCCUGGCAACGCUCAUCCGCCUCUGGCUGCAGGAGCCCAUCGACCAACUCAUGGACGAUAAGGAUGAAGAUAUGUGCGAGGAAGAGAAGCAGAGUGGAAACAGACUGAGUAACUCGGCCAACAGGAAGAGGCAGCUCUGGUGGGAGUCUCGCCAGGGCACGGAUGAGAAGAACCUUCUCUCCACCCAGGAUGGAAUCAGUACUACUGAGGUUGUUCCCACCCCAAACGGGACGUCUUUUGACUUCGUCACCACUGAAAAUGGACCGGCGUCUCUGGACUUGUACUCAACCCCCCAGUAUAAACUGGACAAGCUCAGUGACGGAACAGAGAAGAAAGACGAGUCUGUGUAUGAAGUGAGCUUGCCUCCUGAGGAUUCAGCACUGAAGGAAUCAGAAGAAGAAGAAGAGAAUGACAUUAAGAAAAAAGGAGUCGGCGCGAUGGUGAAAGUUUUCCAUUUCAUCAUGAAACAGAGCUACAUCUGUGCUCUAAUAGCUAUGAUGGCGUGGAGCAUCACCUAUGUGAGCUGGCUGACCUUCGUCUUCCUCAUGUGGUCGUGCGUCCUGUGGAUGGUGAGGGACCGGCGGCGGUACGCCAUGCUGUCGUCUCCCUUCAUGGUGGCCUACGGCAACCUGGUGAUCGUCCUGCAGUACAUCUGGAGUUUUGAGAACAUGACGCCGGUCGCAGGAUUCUUUGUCUCGAAGAAGAACCCGUUCCACUCGCUUUCAUCCAAGAUGUUGUGUCUGUUGACGUUCUGGUUGCUGCUGAGACAAACGCUAACAGAGCGACAGGAGAAGCUGAAAGAAGACAGCGCAGGUCUUUCAGACGUCUUUGUGGACGAACAGAAGAAAAAGGAGGAGGAGGAACCAGAGGAGGGAGGAGAGCAGGACCUCAUGCAGGUUCUGGGCGGCCUGGUGAUGAGCGUUCUGGUCAAAUACUGGAUCUACAUCUGUGGCGGGAUGUUUUUCAUCGUCAGCUUCGAAGGAACCAUCGUCAUGUACAAGAUCAUCUACAUGAUGAUGCUACUCUCCUGUGUGGCGCUCUACCAGGUUCACUACGAGUGGUGGAGAAGGAUCCUGAAGUACUUCUGGAUGACUGUGGUGAUGUACACCAUGCUGGUCCUCAUCAUUGUCUACACCUUCCAGUUUGAUGGAUCCGACAACUUCUGGAAAUCAGCGCUGAAUGUGACGGACGACAAGUUGAAGGACUUGGGUCUGGAGCGGUUUUCAGUUUCCAUGCUGUUCACCCGGAUCUUUAUUCCCACUUCCUUCCUGCUGGUGUGUAUCCUCCACCUGCACUAUUUCCACGAACCCUUCCUGCAGCUCACCGACCUGCAGGCCGUGAUAGCCAAAGAAGAAAGCACCAUCUACAGACUGGCGGAGCCCGCAGCGAGCCUGGAGGACCUCACCAUGCUCAGUGCGAGCUCGGUGGAGGCGGCGCUGCCCGGGGAGAAGGAAGAGCUGGAGGCGGAGGAGCGGAGCUGGGGCCCGGGAAACGACAAGCAGCAGGCGCUCGUUUUGGUGGCCGACGCCAACAUGAGCGACGAGAAACCCAAGAGCUUCUCCGACCAGCGCCAGUCCAGCACGGAGGAGAGCCAGCGCUGCAGCGCCGCGACAGAGCCGGAGCCAACCACGGAGCAGAGCUCAGAUCUGAAGAAUAAAUGGCAUCUGGUGGUGGACCGGCUCUCGGUGCUCUUCCUCAAGUUCCUGGAAUAUUUCCACAAACUGCAGCUGUUCAUUUGGUGGCUGCUGGAAAUCCACAUCAUCCAGAUCGUAUCAUGCUACAUUGUUAUCGUCUGCAUCUGGGAGGUGUCUUUGCUCAACUAUGUGUUCCUGGCGUCGUGGGCCUUCGCGCUGCCCUACAGCCAGUACCGACCUCUUGCUUCUAGUGUUUGCACUGUCUGGACGUGUGUCAUCAUUGUGUGCAAAAUGUUGUACCAGCUGAAGACUAUAGAGCCCCCAGAAUACAAAUGCACCGUACCAGAUUUUUACCCAGACGAGGUUAAGAAGAGGCUUGUGAAGACGCCGUUGUAUAAUAGCACAUCUGACCUCGGUAACUGGGUCGGCCUGAGGAAGGAUAACGAAGACCUGCUCAGAUACCUGAGGAACAACCUGUUGAUGUUGGCGCUGCUGGCCUGUGAGGUGACCAUCUAUCGCCAUCAGCAGUACUUCAGGCUGAGGAACAAACUGUUGCCUCCCGCAGCCAGAAUCAUCUUCCAUGAUGUCACUCGCCAGCACCUCGACAUCGGCAUCGUCAGCUUUGUUAAAUACUUCGUCAACUACUUCUUCUACAAGUUUGGACUAGAGACAUGCCUGCUGCUGGUGGUAAACGUGAUUGGUCAGCGAAUGGAUUUCUACGCCAUGCUCCACGCCUUCGCCCUCAUCGCGGUCAUGCACAGGCGCAGAAGAAAAGCCAUCGCUGAGAUCUGGUCAAAGUACUGCUUCUUCCUGGCAGGCAUGCUCACAGUCCAGUACUUUGUCUGCAUCGGGAUCCCACCAGCUGCCUGUAAAGAUUAUCCCUGGAGGUUUCCAAACUCUACGACCGGCUCCAAUGUGAUCAAGUGGCUCUAUGUCCCAGACUUCCAAAUGAAGCCCAAUCCAUAUUUCCUCGUCUACGACUUCAUGCUGCUGCUCUGCGCCUCUCUGCAGAGGCAGGUCUUCGAAGACGAAAACAAGGCCGCGGUGCGCAUCAUGGCCGGAGACAACGUGGAGAUCUGCAGAGACCUGGACGCCGCGUCCUUCAGCGUCCACAACCCCGUCCCCGACUUCAUCCACUGCAGGUCGUACCUUGACAUGCUAAAGGUCAUCAUGUUCAGCUACCUGUUCUGGUUCGUCCUCACCAUCAUCUUCAUCACCGGCACCACCCGGAUCAGCGUCUUCUGCAUGGGCUACCUGGUGGCCUGCUUCUACUUCCUGCUGUUCGGCGGUGACCUGUUGCUGAAACCAAUCAAGAAGAUCCUCCACUACUGGGACUUCCUGAUUGCCUAUAACAUCUUCGUAAUCACAAUGAAGAACAUUUUGUCAAUCCUGGCGUGUGGUUACAUCAACUCUCUGGUGAAGAACCAAUGCUGGUUGAUCCAGUUGUUCAGUCUGGCCUGCACUAUCAAAGGUUACCACAUAGAAACCAUAUCGUCCAGCCAAGCCAAGGGAAACUUCUGUGAGCUCCCCAAAGACGAGGCCGGGAUAAUCUGGGACAGCAUCUGCUUCGCCUUCCUGCUGCUGCAGAGACGAGUCUUCAUGAGCUACUACUUCCUGCACGUGGUGGCAGACAUCAGAGCGUCGCAGAUCCUCGCCUCCAGAGGAGCGGAGCUUUUCCAGGCCACCAUAGUGAAGGCGGUGAAAGCUCGACUGGAGGAGGAGAGCAAAUCAGUGGAGCAGCUGAAGAGACAGAUGGACCGCAUUAAGGUGAGGCAGCAAAAGUUUAAGAGGGGCAAGGAGAAGAUGCUGAGCCUGGCGCAGGAGUCUGCCGACGGACAGACGCUCGUCCGGCCCGAGGAGGAGGAGGAUGAUGAUGGAGCACAGCGAGCGAAAGCCAAGACCAAAAAAAAGCAGUGGUGGAGGCCGUGGGUUGACCAUGCUUCCAUGGUUAGAAGUGGAGAUUAUUACUUGUUUGAAACUGACAGCGAGGAAGAAGAGGAGGAGGAGGAGAAAAAAGACGAGGAGCCGCCAAAGAAGUCGGCCUUUCAGUUUCUUUACCAGGCCUGGAUCACGGACCCCAAAGCUGCUCUGAAGGCGCGAGCCAAAGACAAACGCAAGUUUUGGAAGAAAUACACAAAAAGAGUGAGAGGCAGGAAAAGCAAGAAAGAUGCAGGUCAUGUUGCGAUCGAGGUGGGGGAGCUUUCUGAUGGGCAAGAAACAGGAGAAGAAAACAAAAAGUCUGCUGGUCCAGACAACAUCAUCAAGCGGGUGUUCAACAUCAUAAAGUUCACCUGGGUGCUCUUCCAGACGACGGUGGAGAGCUUCACCAACUGGAUGAACGACAUGUGCAGGGAGUACCUCGACAUCUCCACCGUGCUUCGCAUCGAGCGCUGCAUGCUGACGCGGGAGGUCAAAAAGGGCAACGUGCCGUCCAGAGAGAGCAUCCAUGUUUACUACCAGAAGGCCAUGAGGCUGAACAUCUCCAGGCAGGCCAGCCUGGACCAGCUGAGCGAGGACGGGUCCAUGUCCGGCUCCACCAAGGGCCCAAAGAGAAGGAGAGCCUACCCGAUGGAGAGCCAGGACUCCACGGCCUCCAGAGACAGCAUGUCCAGUGCCUUCACGGAGGCCACCACCCUGUUUUCCCGGCAGUCCACUCUGGAAGACAUGGACCCAAUGCCGGAGAACAUUCCCAAAACCAGUCAGCGCCCCAGGCCCAGUCUGCGGAAGAUGUACAGCAUGGACAUUGCUAAUUCGUCCAUAGACAGCGGCAGCAGCGUCGUAUCCAGUGAAACGACUCAAAGCGUCAUGAUCUACUCCAGACAAGGAACCACAGACACCAUCGAGGAAGUGGAGGACGAACAAGAUCAAGGAGAAGACGCUCAGCGUCCCGCGGACAAUCAGGAAGCAGAGGAGACGCAGCGUGAUGAGGUGAACGUUGAAGAUGAUGAUAAAGAGCUGCGGCAACCUGAUGAAGAAGUUGGAGGAGAGGAGCAAGAAGUAGAGGCUGCUCCCCGCGACUCCUUUGGCCCAGAUGAGGGGCCGUCCGCCAGGCAGGACGACGCAGAAUCGGCUGCCUCAUCACGGGAGAACAACUCAAUCAGCGAGAGCGAAGACGCAGUCGCACAGCAGGACUUCUCGCAGACGGAGGACCAGGCCGUCAUGCUCUACACCCCGGAUACAGACGCUUCCAAAACGUCCGACACCGACGUGCCGCCCAGCUACAGCAAGGCGGUGAGCUUUGACCGCCUGGAGGUCAGCAACGACGAGAGCGACGACGAGAGCGACUCCUACCGGAGGCGGCGGUUGGUCAUGACGUCUGACAGCCGCUCGGACAGCAGGUCGGACAUCAUGCUGCCAUCGAUGACCACCGAGCUGACGGCCAGCGAGCUGCUGCUAAACAAGAUGUUCUACGACGAGGAGCUGGAACAGUCGGACCAUUUCUACCAAACCCAGCCGCUGAUCCUGCAGUUCUGCUACGCCCUCUACAACAUGCUGGUGGCCCACUCCGAGUUCGUUUGCUACCUGGUCAUCAUUAUCAACCACAUGGUGUCGGCCUCCUUCGUCACCCUGGUUCUCCCCAUCACCAUCUUCCUCUGGGCCAUGCUGUCGGUGCCGCGGCCCAGUAAACGCUACUGGAUGACGGCCAUCAUCUACACAGAGGUCACCAUUGUCAUCAAGUACUUCUUCCAGUUUGGCUUCUUCCCCUUCAACCAGAACAAGAUAGACAGGAAUAAACCAUAUCAUCCUCCCAACAUCAUUGGUGUAGAGAAGAAAGACGGAUACGUCCACUAUGACCUGAUCCAGUUGCUGGCUCUGUUCUUCCACAGGUCCAUCCUGAAGUGUCACGGUUUGUGGGACGAAGACGACCCCAAGGAGAAAAAAGAGGCGGCUCGUCAGAGUCGGAGCGAAUCUGAGGACGAGGGGAGAGACAAAGAGGAGAGCGAGAAGGAGUCGGAGCCGGCCUCAUCGCUGAUCAACGAGAGGAGAGGUUCCAACCACACCUUGAAGUCCAUGACCUUUGGCACUUCCAUUGAUUCAGGACAGGUCCAGGUUCAUUACCCGCAGCCGCAGACGUACCAGAGGCGGAAAAGCUCCAGCGGAGGCUCGCAUGUUUCCUACCGAUCUCGAGGUUCUUCUGCAAGAUCCAAGAGAGGAAGUACAGCUUCCCGCCACAGCAGCCACAAAGACGGCAGCCAGGCCAGCGUCCAGCAGAAGACCCGCAAGCAGAUGAUCAUCGAGAAGCUGAGGGAGCAGCUGCUCAAAGCAAAGGCUUUCGCCAUAAAGCGGUUUUUGGAGCUCUACCUUCCCAUGAAGCAGUUCUUCUACAACCUGAUCCACCCGGAGUACAGCGCCGUCACCGACGUCUACGUCCUGAUGUUCCUCGCCGACACCGUCGACUUCAUCAUCAUCGUCUUCGGUUUCUGGGCCUUUGGGAAACAUUCGACAGCGGACAUUACGUCGUCUCUCUCGGAGGACCAGGUCCCCGGUCCCUUCCUGGUCAUGGUUCUGAUCCAGUUCGGCACCAUGGUGGUGGACCGGGCUCUCUACCUCAGAAAGACCGUCAUGGGGAAGGUCAUCUUCCAGGUCAUCCUCGUCUUCGGGAUCCACUUCUGGAUGUUCUUCAUCCUGCCGGGCGUCACGGAAAAGCGUUUCAGUGAGAACACGGUCGCCCAGAUGUGGUAUUUUGUCAAGUGCAUCUACUUCGGGCUGUCAGCCUAUCAGAUCCGCUGCGGCUAUCCAACCCGGGUCCUGGGAAACUUCCUCACCAAGAGCUACAAUUACGUCAACCUCUUCCUGUUCCAAGGUUUCCGCCUGGUGCCUUUCCUGACGGAGCUGCGAGCGGUGAUGGACUGGGUUUGGACCGACACUUCCUUGUCCCUGUCCAGCUGGAUCUGCGUGGAGGACAUAUAUGCUCACAUUUUCAUCCUCAAAUGUUGGAGAGAAUCUGAGAAGAGAUACCCUCAGCCGCGAGGCCAGAAGAAGAAGAAGGUGGUGAAGUACGGGAUGGGAGGAAUGAUCGUGGUGCUGCUCAUCUGCAUCGUCUGGUUCCCGCUGCUCUUCAUGUCGCUGGUGAAGUCCGUGGCCGGCGUCGUCAACGCGCCGCUGGACGUCUCCGUCACAAUCACCCUGGCUGGAUUCCAGCCCAUCUUCACCAUGAGUGCUCAACAAAAACAACUCCACUCUGUGAAAGAGGACGACUUUGUCAAAUUUAAGACAGGAUUUGUAACACCCGACGAAGCCAAAACGAAUAUGGCCACGCAGUGGCUGGAGAAGUACUUUGCAGAGGAUUUGAUCAUCGCAGAGCUGAAAGGCAGCUCCAACUCCCUGUGGACCAUCAGCCCGCCCAGCAGACUCAACCUGAUAGAAAUGUUGGGAUCGAAGGAGAAAGGGGAGAAGGGGGAAGAUCAGGAGUUCCUGAUCACCGUCUCCUGGACUGUGCAGAGAAACCUCAGUCUUGGUGCCAAAUCUGAGAUGGCAUCUGGGAAAAAUGUGAUACCUCUGGAAGAAAGCACAAAGCGGGAUCUCGUUAUGCUUCUGAAUGGGACAGCCAGCCAGUUAAAAGUGAUGAUCCCAGAACUCAUUCCCCGCUACAUCCGAGCCCCCAGCAACUCUGAAGCCACGCCCGUUGAACAGCUCGGUGAAAACAUGUUCAACGUUUCCCUCACUCUGAUGCGAGCCCACAACGCCUCUGAUCAGAUCCAGGAAUGGUGGAUCCUGAACCAGCUUGACCCCGGGCCCUUAAAGAGCAUCGGUACCAAAAACGAACCGGGCCUGAACAUCUACGUCUUCAGCGACCAAGUGAGCCCGCCCAGCCUGGGCUUCCUGGCCGGAUACGGAAUCAUGGGUCUAUACGCCUCCGUUGUUCUGGUCAUCGGGAAAUUUGUGCGCGAGUUUUUCAGCGGCAUCUCCCACACCAUCAUGUUCGAGGAGCUGCCCAACGUGGACCGCAUCCUCAAGCUGUGCACCGACAUCUUCCUGGUGCGAGAGACGGGCGAGCUGGACCUGGAGGAGGACAUGUACGCCAAACUCAUCUUCCUCUACCGCUCGCCGGAGACGAUGAUCAAGUGGACCCGGGAGAAAACCGAGUGACAAACGGAGACGACGCCGAGCUUUUCAGGGGAACUGCGUGAGCACAAAACGGCGCUCAGUCGGCCAUGAUGCCUCGCAGAAACACUGAUUUUAACUUAAACUGGUACAUUUUACUUGUUAAGGGUGAAAAGCAGUGAAACUGAGCACAAAUCUUCAGCUGCAGAAGUUGUUUCUACUGCUCAGCGUGAAACGUGGCUGCAGCUUUACUGAUUUAAGGGCUUUCCACUGACGAGCAUGAGCACAGUGAGGACCAGACGAACUCAAUCCCAGACUCUCCAAACAGGAUCUGUCGGAUCGGGACCGAGCAACGAUGGGAGCGCACACAAAACAAAGUCAAUUAGUGACAGAGAAUCAUUACAUUUCUUCACACAAGGCAGUCUGAAAUGAGAAAAAAAAUGACUUUCUUGCCUUAUUUUGUUUGUAUGAGAAGAACUGAACCUGUUCAGAAUCACACAUCUUUCUCAGGAAGAGCCGUUUUCACCGAUACGUUUGUGUUGUACCUGUAGGCUUUAACGCAUCUAAAAGAAUGUGAGAUUGUAGAAAAGGUGAGAACUAUUUAAAUGGCAUGAAAUAUAAAUAGAUGGAUUGAAGUCAAGUUUGUUUACUGCACAUUUGGGAAGGACGGGGGGGGGGUUCUUUGAAAAAAAUGAGAUCAUUGCCAAUCAGUUACAUUAAUUCAAUCUGAGUCUUCAUCACCCAUAAACCCACAGAAAGACAGAAGAAGAAAUGCUUCCUCACAAAAAAAGGGCUGAGAGACACGAGCCCUUUGGUCCAGACUAUGCAUUAAAUAACAUUUUAGCAUGACUGAAAAACUUAACUAUUGCCAUGAAUAAUUUUCAGAACAUGUACAUACAGGGAGAUCAUGUUACUGAAGGGGCCGGGCGCUGAGGAAUGAUAUGUGAAAUCGUAGCUGUAUAUUAAGACGAUGUGACAAGAUGUGCAAAUAAAAGAUGUCUUGAAAGGUU